CGUUGUCUUUGCUAGCCUGUGUGAGGAUGCAGGAAAAUAAAUGCGACGUCUUUGACGUAUAGCUGUGUAACUCUAGAGACGAAGCCAGCAGUGACUCAGGAGGAUAUUCAAAGCCGCGCGGCAUCACAUCGACGGAUAUGUGCCACCGGUGUCAUCCGAGAUCACUGUGCGAACGCUCGGCCGUACCGGAAACCAUUUAGAGAACGCGGUGUUGACUGGACGUACUGGAAAAGCCGCGCAUUGUGGCUCUUGAUUCCCAGAAACGGUCAGCUGGAUAUCCGUGUGUGUUGUUGGCACCGUUUCCUGCUCUGCUGCUGCUGUCGCUGCUUGUGUUGUUUUUUUUUGUGUGAGAACUUUCUGACGUUCAGCAUUUUGCAAACCAGACGGGACACAGGACGUUUAGCGUGAGGAUGAACGUCACGUCACUGUUUUCCUUCACCAGCCCGGCGGUCAAGCGCCUCCUGGGCUGGAAGCAGGGCGACGAGGAGGAGAAGUGGGCCGAGAAGGCUGUGGACGCGCUGGUCAAGAAGCUGAAGAAGAAAAAGGGCGCCAUGGAGGAGCUGGAACGCGCGCUCAGCUGCCCCGGCCAGCCCAGCAGCUGUGUGACCAUCCCGCGCUCGCUGGACGGACGGCUGCAAGUGUCGCAUCGCAAAGGCCUGCCGCACGUCAUCUACUGCCGCGUGUGGCGCUGGCCUGACCUGCAGUCGCACCACGAGCUCAAGGCGCUCGAGUGCUGCCAGUUUCCGUUCGGAUCCAAGCAGAAGGACGUGUGCAUCAACCCGUACCACUACAAGAGGGUGGACAGUCCAGUUCUGCCGCCGGUCUUGGUGCCUCGGAACAGCGAGUUCAACGCCAAGCUGUCCAUGCUGCCACGCUACCGCAACUCGCUGCACCAGACUGAGCCACACAUGCCCCACAACAUUAAAUACCCAGAAUCGUUCACUCAGCAGCCAGGCAACAGUUUACCGUUUGGACCCAACUCGCCCUCCAACAGCUACCCCGGCUCACCCAACAGUGGCACGGCGAGCAGCGCCACCUUCCCACAUUCACCGGGCAGCUCCGAACCCAGCAGCCCCUUCCAGAUGCCAGAAACUCCGCCGCCUGCAUACAUGCCCUCUGAGGAGCAGAUGACACAUGACUGUCCCCAGCCAAUGGACACCAACAUGCUGCCCCCCAACCUUCCUCUAGACAUCAACAACCGGACAGACGUCCAGUCAGUGGCCUACGAAGAACCCAAGCACUGGUGCUCCAUCGUGUACUACGAGCUGAAUAACCGGGUCGGAGAAGCCUUCCAGGCGUCCUCGACCAGCGUCCUGGUGGACGGCUUCACCGACCCGUCCAACAAUCGCAACCGCUUCUGCCUGGGCCUGCUGUCCAACGUCAACCGCAACUCCACCAUCGAGAACACGCGCCGGCACAUCGGCAAAGGUGUGCACUUGUACUACGUAGGAGGCGAGGUGUACGCCGAGUGCCUGAGCGACAGCAGUAUCUUCGUGCAGAGCCGCAACUGCAACCACCACCACGGCUUCCACCACACCACCGUGUGCAAGAUCCCGAGCGGCUGCAGCCUCAAGAUCUUCAACAACCAGGAGUUCGCCGAGCUGCUCGCCCAAUCCGUCAACCACGGUUUCGAGGCCGUCUACGAGCUCACCAAGAUGUGCACUAUUCGCAUGAGCUUUGUCAAGGGCUGGGGAGCCGAGUACCAUCGUCAGGACGUGACCAGCACCCCCUGCUGGAUCGAGAUCCACCUCCAUGGACCGCUCCAGUGGCUGGACAAGGUUCUGACGCAGAUGGGCUCUCCUCACAACCCCAUCUCCUCCGUGUCCUAAGGAGUGGGCGGAGAGGGGAGGGAGCGGGGUUAUGAGGUUAUGAGGUUGGGGGGGGGUCAGUUGUAUACGAUUUUACUUGCAGUGAGCAAAGCCCUCAGUCAGCGAAUGUCUGGAAGAUACUUGAUAACUCUGUGUGACCAAUCGCAAUCGUUGAUGAGGCCAUCAUACCCGCUGCAAAAGUAUCCUCCUUUCAUACUUGUGACAGCAGGCGCUCUCCUGUAUCACACUUUCUCCUUUCUUUUCAUUUUUUUUUUUUUUUUGGUUUGUGAAAUAUGUUAUUAUUCCAAUGAAGAGGAGGGGGGGGGGAUUCGUGUAGGUACAGUAACUAUACAGUAGAGGGGUUAUGCGACACGACUGACCUGCUUAGAGAUUAAAAACGAGUAAAUAAUCAUAGACAUUGUGCGUCAGAUGCACGGAAGAAGCGUCUGUGCUGUGUAGAACAGAAUGUAUUACAGUUUUUAUUCUCUUUUUUGUUUUUGCAAGAAAAUGUAGCAAAAUGAGACAAAAAAAGACAUUGGGUAAAUAAAGAUAAUGUGGACGUGAAUAAUCAUAAGUGUUGUAAAGGGGGAAUAAUAUGUGGGUUAAACGGCAUGAUGUUGGUAGAGUAGGGGCACAUAGGCACACUCGUGCUCUACUUAUAUUGCAUCCGAUUGAUUUCAGAUCAUUUUAAGGGCAGUGUAUAAAAUUUUUUAUAGAUGUGCUGAUUGUUAGAGGAAAUGCUGUGCUGUCUGUUUUGGAUAUUAUUUUGUUGAUUAUUAUUUUUCUGCCACUAACAUUUUAACAUAUGAGUAUUGAAAUACAUUACAUACAUAGUGAUCGGAAGACACUAAAGGUCGUUCUCGUUUAUGAAAAUGAAAUGGACAGAAAACGAAGAAAAUUCCGUUCGUUUGCUGUGGUUCUGGUUUGGAGUGUUCGAAAUAUUUUUCAUUUUCCAGCUCAGUGUUGCUCGAUAUCGCCCUCACGUCCAGAUGCGGUACAUCAGGAGGCGCUCACGGUGCGCUCGAAUUUUUUUUUUCCUCUUUAGCUCAUGACGCAAAUCGUAAUCGACGAUAUUGUAAAUAAAAUCACAGCAGUUAAAUCGAAAAGGCUGUAGUUCAGAGAGUGAUAUUCAGAAUUUGAUGUUUAACUGUUUAACCAUCAAGCAUCCGUUCCAUAUUAAUAAGUAGGGAUAGUAAUCACCAUGCGUCACCCGAUACCGUAUUAUCACCAUACCUAGGUGGAGAUUCGAUUUUGUAUUUCGAUUUUGUAAGUAUUAUGGUUUUGUAUGUUUUUUUUUUUUUUUUUUGAUUUUCUUACAAUUCUAAACAAACUACUUUAAAUAGCGGAACUGUGACUAUUUAAAACCACCUCAAAUGCAAACAUAUAUCAAUAAAAAAAAACGUAAAAAAUUAAUAAAUAACAUUUAUAACAAUUUUGGCGUAUCAGUGUGGCGAUACUGGAACUGCCACACACAAGAAUUCUGAUACAUACCCAAAUCAACCUAAAUUUUUCCUGUCUAUAUUAUUAAGUUCCGAAUAAUUAACCUGAUAUGGUAGUUAUACAGUAAAAAAAAAGACUUCUUACAUUUAAAACCAGACUUACCUGUUUUUUUUUAUAUACAUUAGGUUCUAAUGUUAUGUCCUGAGCUCCGAGUAUAGCUAGCUGAUUAGUAGCAUUCAAAAACAAAACAUCAAAAAAAUGCACAAUCUUGAGUGUUUAGUGCUAGACAAGAACGCGAUAAAACAGACAGUGUUUGUUCAAAGUUUAAAUAUGGAACAGUGACUUUGAUUUGAAAACUAAUUCUAAUUUGUACUCAUCAGAUCAGCUCAGUGUUUAUUGAUGAAAUACAGUACAGAUGUGGACAGAUGUGUGAUUUAUGGCUAAAACAAUUUUUUUUUUUUUUUUAAAGAUGGC
This is a messenger RNA of Clarias gariepinus (North African catfish), 3722 nucleotides long. RefSeq names its product SMAD family member 1 (gene smad1). NCBI's taxonomy places the organism in Eukaryota, Metazoa, Chordata, Actinopteri, Siluriformes, Clariidae. Gene Ontology annotation, molecular function: RNA polymerase II cis-regulatory region sequence-specific DNA binding; DNA-binding transcription factor activity, RNA polymerase II-specific; I-SMAD binding. The coding region runs from base 411 to 1829 and encodes 472 amino acids. Gene Ontology annotation, cellular component: heteromeric SMAD protein complex. The record is from RefSeq and is a predicted model, not a curated record. The transcript has 7 exons. Gene Ontology annotation, biological process: regulation of transcription by RNA polymerase II; cell differentiation; SMAD protein signal transduction.